Molecule: messenger RNA, 1460 nt
Organism: Saccoglossus kowalevskii
Lineage: Eukaryota; Metazoa; Hemichordata; Enteropneusta; Harrimaniidae
Product: E3 ubiquitin-protein ligase rnf213-alpha-like
Molecular function (GO): metal ion binding; ubiquitin-protein transferase activity; ATP hydrolysis activity
Source: RefSeq, a predicted model, not a curated record
UAUGGUUGCAAAUACUCAGAAAUCAGAAGUUAUUAGAAAUGACAUACGAGUCAUUCUUAUCACCUGUGAAGAAUACACCAAGGGAAAUCGUGCCUGUACUUGCAUCCGGUGUGAAUGGCAGCUUUUUUACUGCUCAUUGCCCAUUUUCCUGGGUCAUCAAGCAGUUUGUGGAAGAGAAAUGGGAGGAAGCACAAAACAUGAAAGCUUCCACUGGACAGCAUAAUAUUGAAGUGACUUUUACUGACUUGCUCAUGGAAGCAGAACUUGGCCAAACGAUGUUAAAUAAUCUAUUGGAUUCUGACUUUAAUGAAUUCAUGAAUUCCUAUCUACAUGAUUUUGUCAGGAUGGUGUAUAAAGCAAGCAAUGAUCAUGAAUAUGAGGUGGUAUGCAGAGCAAUACAUAUCGCUUCAAUUGAAUAUCACCAAGUGGAAGGUUUCGAAGAAUUCUUGUUUGCAGUUCCCCAAGUACACAUGUCAUACCAUCGUAUUCGUGGCCGACUGGACAGCUUUUUUCAGAUUGCACAUUUUCUGCCCAGUGAUAUCCGAGAGAGAAUUCCAGCUGAACAAGAAAACCAAGUGGUAGUGGAUGCUCUGGCGUUGAUAGCGUUGAUGGAAAGUCUUGAGCCAAAGAAAGAUGAGUUAAAUGACAAUGCUAAUAGAGAGCGAUGGUUGAGAAGAGUAAAAGAUGCUGGUCCAGUGGUUGAAAGAGUCUUAGAUGCUGAGAUUCAAGACACCAUUUUCUAUGGUGAGAUUAGCAGAACACAUAUUCAACAUUGCAGACCACUAUGGGUUCGUCUUUGUGUCUUGAAGUUAUUUGUAGAACAUGUUUGUCCACCUAAGACAAAGGUUGGAGAUGAGAACAUUAAGCAUUGUUAUCGUCUGAUGAAGGCAUUGGGAGUAGGUGUUAACUUGAAAUCUGUGCAGAGUGUCACAACGAUAGAGAACUUUCUCAGGAAAUGCAAUGAGACAGCGAGUAAAGUUCAUUUCAAAUAUGGUGUCCAAGAUUGUGGUAUCUGCCUUGAAGCAAUAAAUGAACCUGUGGCAUUGCCUUGUGAUCAUGUCUUUUGUUUGAAGUGUCUGAAGGAUCUUUUCAGGGUUAAAGAAACUAGAACUUGUCCACGUUGUAGAGCAGAGUUACCAAAACAAUACAGAUUAGAGAGUUCUGAAAAAUGCAAGAAAGUGGUAGAUGCUCACAAUGCAUUCCGUCAACGUUGCAAUGCAUUCUUUAUGGAGAUAGUCUCUAGAUAUUGUUUUGCUGACAAUGGAGCACCAGAACCUGAAGUCGUAUCUAAACUAAUGAGUUAUGUAACAAGAGAAUCUGAGAUAAAAGGCAGACAAAGUAAAGGAUUUACUCCAUUCAUAGAGGAUUGUAUUGAUCCAAAUCCUAUUAUCAAGGUAAGAUAUAAAGGAUUUACUCCGUUCAUAGAGGAUUGUAUUGAUGCAAAUCCUAUUGUCAGAUAA